UGCAGACUUCCACCUCGAUCAGAAAGCUGUCGGCGGAUUUUGGUUCCGCUGCAGAAAUGGCCUCGGCUUUCCACCGAGCAACAAAAGCCAAAUGAUCUGCUCCCGUUUCGGAGUCGGUAGAAACAACAACUUAACCUUUUCGCAAGGCACUUUCUGUUGGAAAGCGGGGCUUUUGUUACGGUACGUAGAGGAGUGACGAGGCAGGGGACAAUGCCACACUGCCUGUGGCCGGAGCCGCUGUCAGCCGCACAACUGAAGCGGCUGGAGGAGCAUAAAUACAGCGCCUCGGGUCGCUCCCUGUUCGAGCCUCCGUGCCAAGUCUACUGGAACUGGCUGGUCCAACAGAUACCGACAUGGGUCGCUCCAAACACGCUAACUAUUGUUGGACUCUUAGUAAACGUCCUGACCACGGUGGUGCUGGUGUGGUUCUGUCCCACGGCAACGGAGGAGGCUCCAUCAUGGGCCUUCAUCCUGUCUGCUGUGGGCCUCUUCAUUUAUCAGUCUCUGGAUGCCAUUGAUGGGAAACAGGCCAGGAGGACAAACAGCAGCUCUCCUCUGGGGGAACUGUUCGACCACGGCUGCGACGCUGUCUCUACAGUCUUUGUUGCAGUGGGAACUUGCAUUUCAUGUGGAAUAGGAAGAUACGCAAACUGGAUGUUCUUCUGUGGUUUCAUUGGGAUGUUCAUGUUCUUCUGUGCCCACUGGCAGACCUAUGUGUCCGGAACCCUCCGUUUCGGGCUAGUCGACGUCACAGAGGUGCAGAUUGCCAUCAUAAUCAUGUACCUGAUGUCUGCUUUUGGGGGUGUGAGCCUUUGGGAAACUAUGUUGCCUGUUAUAGGAGUGCAGCUGAACGUUUUCCCCAUCUUGGGCAUCAUCGGCGGCGCCUUGUACUCCUGCUACAACUACUUCUAUGUGAUUCUGAAUGGAGGAGUUGGAAAGAACGGCUCUACUGUGGCUGACACCAGCGUCUUAACUCCUGGUCUUCACAUCGGCCUUGUCCUCACGCUGGCCUUCAUCAUUUUCAAGAAGUCCUCCAGCCAUCUGUUUGAACACCACCCCUGUCUGUACCUGCUAACCUUCGGCAUGGUCAUCUCCAAGAUCUCCAACAAGCUAGUGAUAGCGCACAUGACCAGGAGCGAAUUACAUCUUCCAGACACAGCCUUCAUCGGACCUGGCCUCCUCUUCCUCAACCAGUACUUUAACAGCUUCAUUGACGAACACAUCGUCCUCUGGAUCGCUAUGGUCCUUUCUUUUCUGGAUCUGAUGCGGUACUGCACAGGUGUGUGCCUCCAGAUCGCCUCCCACCUGCGCAUCCGAGUCUUCAGCAUCACACCGCAGGGCAACGCCCACCAGGACUGACAGCUUGCCCGGCGGGAGGAGGCGGAGGGAGACGCAGAUCUCACUCCGCUUCUGAAAGCAGACGACCAACACGAGGAAAGACCCUUGACCCCGAGCCACUGCAGCCUUGACAAAGUAACCACCUCUAAUUAAAAACUGCCUCACUCAUAAUGAAGAAAGAACAAACCAACCCAACAUUUUAAACCAAAAAAAGGAAAAAAAAAUCGCUUAAAAAGCUGUUCAACGGAGAAUUGAGUGGAAAUAAGUUGUUUUAAACUCUUAACUGCUGAAACCAAUCAAAUUUUAAGUGUAAAUGGUGCAUGUUGUUCAUUUUUUCUCAACCAAAAUACCAAAUGUUUUUAAUCUUAUCAAAUAAUUAUUUGAAAUUUUUUUUUAAUUCUCCACGGAUUAGAUAAAUUUAAGUGAUUUAUUUUUUUCCCCCUAAAUGCAACCCAUUGUAAUUGUAUUUAUUUAGUGUCUCAAAGUGACACAAAUCAGGGAUUUUAUUAAAUUAAAAUUUCCAACAAAAUCUAAUUAGGUUUCCAAUAUAAAGGUGGUGGUUGUCAAGGAGUUUGUGAAGGGGUAAGAGUCACGUGUUGAUGCUGAAAAUGACGACAGGUCUUCUAGGUUGUUCUACAGACUUCACUCUCAUUUAAAGGGAAUUCACUUUUUCAUUAGUCAUUCUUGAAACAUCCGUACUCCGGUACUUAGAGUGCUGUCGAUUUGUGAAGCGUCAACACCAGACUUGUUCUGCUUUCUCAUUUCUUCUCCCUAAAGGGCUAAUUAUGUAUGAUUGUACAGAAGUCAACUGAAUACGCCUUAAAUACUUUUGUUUGUAAUUAUUAUUUUACUUGUUAGUAUUUAAAGCAGAUUUUUGUGUUUUUUUUUUUCUUCUCAGAUGUUUUGUUUUUCCACUAAGGUUUACCAGGUACAGCAAUAGUUACAGGUCUACUGGAACAUUUUAUUCUAAACUGUUCACCCACAUGAGUGAAUUUCAUUUUGGUGUGAUUUGUUUGGUAAAGUGAACAUGAAAUAUUGUACUUUGACACAUAAUUUAGGUAGGCUGGGAUCAGAAGGGAAAUUUCCAGAAACGGAUUUUACUUUGAAAAAAAAGUUCAUCUCACAUUGGGCUUUUACACCAUUGCAGGCCACUAAAAAAAGGAAGGUGGUAUUAACACUAUUUUGCGUGAUUUCCAGAUGAAUGUUUGAACUAUGCAUUAACGUGAUUUGAUUCCAAUCGCCUCAUUGUACCGUUCAGUAAUGCAGUUAGGCAUUUCUAAUAACAGAUGUGAAUGAAAAGAUUGUAAUAAAGAUCAUAUUUUUC
Cyprinodon variegatus (sheepshead minnow) is the source of this 2662-nucleotide messenger RNA. It is a transcript of the gene chpt1, whose product is annotated as cholinephosphotransferase 1. Gene Ontology annotation, molecular function: diacylglycerol cholinephosphotransferase activity. The record is from RefSeq and is a predicted model, not a curated record. Gene Ontology annotation, cellular component: Golgi apparatus; endoplasmic reticulum membrane. Bases 211 to 1359 code for a protein of 382 amino acids. Gene Ontology annotation, biological process: phospholipid biosynthetic process. The transcript is spliced from 8 exons. Lineage: Eukaryota; Metazoa; Chordata; Actinopteri; Cyprinodontiformes; Cyprinodontidae.